Parastagonospora nodorum SN15 is the source of this 840-nucleotide messenger RNA. RefSeq lists its product as hypothetical. The record is from RefSeq and is a predicted model, not a curated record. NCBI's taxonomy places the organism in Eukaryota, Fungi, Ascomycota, Dothideomycetes, Pleosporales, Phaeosphaeriaceae. The transcript is spliced from 2 exons. Bases 1 to 840 code for a protein of 279 amino acids.
AUGAGCCGCAAUCUCCAAGAACGCGGCAAUGGCACUGCACCGUCAAAGCGACCUCGCCCAGACUCCGCUUCAGCCCAAGGUGGUGCUGUUCAAGUGACCAAGUCAGCUCGAAAGCAGAAGAAUUCGAACACCCCACUAGUUUCGGCACUUUAUGAGCGCGCCAAAGACCAGGUGGUACUCGCAUACCUCGAAGAAAGGCUACUAGAUGUCCAAAACGCACAUGCAGCACUACAGGAAGCAAACAAGAAUGCCGCCGUUAUCAAGCUUGAACGAGACACUAUGAAGACAGAGCUAGAUGAGUUCACAGAAUGGGUCGCCAACCUGUGUGAGGAACUCCAUCGUGCACAGAACAAGAACAGUGUCACCACACGAGAGAUGCAGAAUUUAAGACACACAUUCCAGCCAGAACAUCAGAUCGCCAGGGAGUCUUCAGACAAGGCCAACCCCGUCGUUAUCGAGAUGGAAGGUCUAAAGAGUCAAAUAGACGACUUAGCUUCUGAAAAUACGGACAUGGGAGCUGAAAAUGUCAGCUUGAGGGAACAAGGCAUCACAACGACUGCUGAGAAAGAGAAACAAGCGACCGAGAACCUCGGCUUGACGGAACACAUCGCUGAUAUUGCCGCCGAGAAAGAUAGCCAAGCCAUCGAGUUCCAAAAGCAGCUCGAUAUUAUGAAGAGCGAGAAUGAGAGCUUCAGUGUGGACAGGGAAAAUUUGGUCGGGGAGAAUGGCAGCUUGGCUGCGGAGAAAGACGCUUUAACAACCGAUAAGACCAAACUAGAAGCCGAAGUCAUUGAGCUCCAGAAGGCUUAUAACACUUCGACGCGUACAAGAAGCGGGUAA